AUGGGAGAUUAUGAUCUACGUGAUGGGCCGUUGGUGGCGCUGGAGGACCUCGCCAAGCUAGCCAAUCGACCAGCUUGGUAUCCGAGGAGCACGAUGGGCCACCAAUACCUGGCCUAUAUGAGAGACCUCCAUCGCAAAAGCUCCGUGGCGAGCUUUGUCUACUGUCCAGGGCUGAUGUUCGCUUUGGGUGACACUCCGGCUGAGUUGCAACCGCGCAUGCAACAUCUCUACAGAAAGCACCCGGCAUUGGCAGCCAUGCCGUUCGAGUUCGACAGGGUGCCCUUCCACAACCUGCAGGCCCAGCGCCCCAGCUCGCUCCCCAGAGGACCCCUUGCCCUGCUUGCACCGCCACCGAAGCAGAACACCACCAGCACAGAGGGAGCAAGCAGUCUCAGUUGCAGAGGCCCGCAAGCACUGCCACCGAAGCAGAACACCACCAGCGCACCGCCGAAGCAGAACACCACCAGCGCAGAGGGAGCAACCAGUCUCAGUUGCAGAGGCCCGCAAGCACUGCCACCGAAGCAGAACACCACCAGCGCACCGCCGAAGCAGAACACCACCAGCGCAGAGGGAGCAACCAGUCUCAGUGGCAAGGCAGCCACGAAGGGUGCCGCCACCCGUAAAAGCCCAAACGCCUAA
Messenger RNA from Symbiodinium natans, 639 nucleotides. NCBI's taxonomy places the organism in Eukaryota, Dinophyceae, Suessiales, Symbiodiniaceae. The record is from the annotation of a GenBank genome assembly.